Messenger RNA from Rhizophagus irregularis DAOM 181602=DAOM 197198, 1020 nucleotides. The record is from RefSeq and is a predicted model, not a curated record. NCBI's taxonomy places the organism in Eukaryota, Fungi, Glomeromycota, Glomeromycetes, Glomerales, Glomeraceae.
AUGUCCGGAUUAUCUUCUAAUAUUAUUUUAGAUGAGUGGUUUAAUAAGAUUGUGCCUAAACCUAUUAAUAAUCAUCCUGGAUACGAUAUGAAAUAUGUUAGCGCAUAUAUUGUAAAUUACUGUUAUGGUACUGACCUCAAAAAAAUAAUCGGAAUAGAGUGGGAGUAUGAUACAUUAUCAGUUGUGAAACCAGGUCAGUCUCUAGUUGCAUGGGCUGUAAAUGUCAGAAUUCGAUUACAAAAAUUAUUAGCCAAUCAGAGAUUUAGUGUAUAUUACCGACAUUGCUUAUUUGCAGGAUUUGGGAAUGGCAAGAUGGUUAAUUCUGACUAUCAUCAGCCCAGAAUCAAUAAGAGUAAUAUGGCUAUUUGGUUUGAUUGCUGGAAAUUGGUAAAGAUUACUGAUAUAAAACCAAAAAAAACAUAUUUCAGUGGAUGGCGCAGAUAUGGAUAUGAGAUUAAAUCUGAGGACUUGAUGAAAUACCAUUGGAAUAAUGAAUGCUCCAAAGCUAAAACCCCAGAUGGAAGUGCUCGGCUUAUUCAAAAAGCUUAUAGAAAUUAUAGGAAGAGGCCUGUUUUACUAGCAAAACAAGUUUGGGAGGCAGUUAGAAAUGAUAACACUCCUAGAGAAAAGAAGUUUCUUAGUAUGCCUAGUAGAGAUACUCGUUGCACUGUAAACUUGGAUAUAUGGUAUUCUAUUGAUGGAUUAUAUAGACCUUUUAAUAUUCCACUAGAUCAAUUUUAUGAUUAUAUAAGUUAUUCAAAGCAUAAGAGGUGCCAAUUAUCUGAUAGAUUGGCCAUAGCAAGAAAUAAAAUACAAUGCAACUAUAUCAUGUCUAGUGCUCCAAAUUUUGAGCCAGCUUAUAUUUCACCUGCUAAGCAAGAAAUGAUUUCACUAACUUCUUAUCAGUUAUCGAAUUGCAAAAGUGAUACAGGCGGAAUAUUUAUCUCGUCUCAGUAUGCAAAACAGCCAAAAGGCACUAUGUUGAGAUUAAGGGAUGGGAGAGUAAUCACGGUUGUCUAA